Messenger RNA from Clupea harengus (Atlantic herring), 1131 nucleotides. RefSeq names its product mucin-6-like (gene adam19b). The transcript has 7 exons. The coding region runs from base 1 to 1065 and encodes 354 amino acids. The record is from RefSeq and is a predicted model, not a curated record. NCBI's taxonomy places the organism in Eukaryota, Metazoa, Chordata, Actinopteri, Clupeiformes, Clupeidae. Gene Ontology annotation, molecular function: metalloendopeptidase activity. Gene Ontology annotation, biological process: membrane protein ectodomain proteolysis.
AUGGGGUACAAAGAGACACACACACUCUUUCAAGUGUGUAACAACAGGCAUCACUGCCACUGUGACCCAGGCUGGGCCCCCCCUUUCUGUUGGGCCCCGGGGGGCGGGGGGAGUGUAGACAGCGGCCCCAUCGUGUCGCACGGCACUCUACUUCCUGUCCUGUUACUCCUCCUCCUCUGUGGCGUCGUGGGAUUGGCUGCCGUGGGGAUCUGGUGCUGCUACAAACACAAGCUCCACCCCCUGAAGAGCUCCGCCCCAUCGGCCCAGACCAGUAGGCGCUGCUCUGUACCAAACUCUAGAGGAGAAGCUGGUGGUCAUGCCAACCCAACAUUCCAACUCAGGAAACCUGAAACCCAUAACAAACCCACGGCCAGUCUCUGCCCAUCUCACGCCCCGUGUCCACGGAAUGCUGUCGUCAGGCCAACCACCAAGCCUCCACCAAUCCCUGCAUACGCUCAAAACACACACACCAUACAGAACACACACUCAUCAGAGGACACACACACCAAACACACAUCACACAUCGGACCAGACACUGAUACAACACACACACAGAAGACACACACCAUGUCACCCAGUCCGCAGAGCCAGCAGAACACACAGACACUGCAGAACACACACCCCACGCAGAGGCCUCAGCUUUCACACACUCCCAAGCCAGCCCGCCACACCUCAGUGCCCCCCCGCCAAACAUACCCCCCCCUGCCCCCCCAACCCAGACGCUUCCCCGCUGCCUCCUCUGGGCCAAUCAGGAGAGAGAGGCCAGUCUCUGCUCAUCUCACGCCCCGUGUCCACGGAAUGCUGUCGUCAGGCCAACCACCAAGCCUCCACCAAUCCCUGCAUACGCUCAAAACACACACACCAUACAGAACACACACUCAUCAGAGGACACACACACUAAACACACGUCACACAUUGGACCAGACACCGAUACAACACACACACAGAAGACACACACCAUGUCACCCGGUCCGCAGAGCCAGCAGAACACACACGUGUCACCGACGCCCUCUUGUGGCCACAGUGAAGCACUGCACCCCAGCAUCAGAUUCCACAAAGACGUAACAGAGCGGAGUUGAGCUCCAGUUGCCUUUCAGAGAGAGAGUGUGUGUGUGUGUGUGUGUGUGUGUG